Messenger RNA from Symbiodinium sp. CCMP2592, 1740 nucleotides. Lineage: Eukaryota; Dinophyceae; Suessiales; Symbiodiniaceae. The record is from the annotation of a GenBank genome assembly.
AUGGACAGGUCGUCUGCAGCGCACGUCUCACGUCUCCGAUGUCCGGAGCCUUGCCACUAUGUGGCAGCAACAUCUGUCACCGCAAGUCAAGGUGCAGACUGCUCCGGAGGCCCUCCGCCAAGCUGGGCAUCUGUAACUUUCGGCGUGGUGCUUUGCUCGCAUGCAGCAGGACGACAUCGCAGUCUUGGAACGCACGUUAGCCGCGUGCUGUCCUUGACAUUGGACAAAUGGGAUCGUGGCGAAUAUGAGAAGAUGCUUCAAAAUGGGAAUGAGCACGUCAACAUCCAGCUGGAGUACAGACUUCCCGAUGGCUUCAACAAGCCGACGGAGUCCGGUACCAGAUUUGUGAACUUCGCUGAAGCUUUGGACGUUUUCGUUCGUUCCAAAUAUCAAGAGAGGAGUUUCACAAGAAAUGGUAGUGGUAAGUUGGUGGAGUCAAGCUUAUCUGGCUCGGUCACAACAGUGGCAUCAGUCGAGUUCUGUGGCGUGGUCAUGGUGAAGGUGAAGUCCGCUCGACAGCUCAUAGCCUUGGACCUUACCACCCAGAGCGAUCCAUAUGUUGUAGCAGAGCUUGUUGGUGGGCAGCAGCGCGUCCGCACAAGAGCCAUCAAGAACUGCGCUGAUCCCGUGUGGGAUGAGACGCUAAUGCUCAACAUUCGGAACCCGAAUGUGGACAUUCUUCGCCUUUGCGUUUGGGAUGCGGACACCUUCAGUCAGGAUGAUGCCAUCGGGCAGUGCGAUAUCCCUCUUCGAGAAGUUCUGCGGCGUAGUAAGGAGAACCUAUCGUUCUCCCAACCGGCGGUUUUCGACGAUCAGAAGUUGUCUGGCGGUGACGGCCACUCUUGCAUAUGCAUUCGGCUUCUUCAAAGAAACAAGCCACGCGGAUAUGAUGAGAGGACGAUGACUGCUGCCAUGGAGUACAGGAGCGGGCGGCCCACAUAUCGACUUGCCACGAACACCGUUGGAGAAUCUCAUGCAAUGGAGACCGCUGAGCGGCUUGGACUGCCUGCCCCGCUUGUGGCUCGCGCAGUGGAGCUGCUAGGCGAUGAUCAGAGGCAGUUACUGGCGUUGCAGCGCAAGGCCGCCGACGCAGAGAAGGACUUCGAGUCUGCAAGAGUGGAUGCCGAGCAAAGAGAGGCUGCAGCAUCCACAGCAAUCAGAGAAGCGGAAACGAAGGCAUCGGAGCUGUCUCGGCGAGCGCAGGAAGUGGCCGAAAUGGAGGCCAAGCUGCAGGCCAGAACCGUGGCUUUGCAGAGGCAGAUGCAAGCCGAGCUGCAGGCCCAGAUUGCCGUGAAGGAGAAGCAGUUCCAGGAUGUUGUCCAACGUCUGAAGCUGGAGACGCAGAAGCUAGGUUCUCGCUUCCGAAUAGUUGGUGAUGUGCUGGAGGAUCUGAAAGUCGAGGUAGACCAGGAAGCAGAGGCGAAAUACCAAGCUCAGAGCCAUCUUCAGCCGGCUGUGCCUGGCGCGAUGGCCGCCCGAGAGAUCUUGAGCCCAGGUGAUUGGGUUGUGGUCCUCGCAAAGCCUCCAUGGCAUGGCCUGAAGGGCCAAGUGGAAAGAAUUCAUUUGGCCAACGGAGCUGCUCCUCGUGUUUCUGUCAGACUGGGUGCGAAUGGCAAAGUCAAGGAGUUCCUCAAGACUGAGCUUGGAAGGACAUCUAAGCCGGAAGGGGCACGAAAAAUCCCGAAGCCCAAGGGAGAGGCCGCCGCGCCCACUCGUGAUUACAGUGCGAUGGCCUUCUGA